AUGGCUGAGGUAUUCAGAAUUAUUGGCAGAAAUAAACAGAAUAUUAUCCGUUCCGGCCUUCUGGGUGUGGGAGUCGGCUCUAUUCCCGGAGUAGGAGAGGAUAUUGCUUCCUGGAUUUCUUAUGAUCGGGCCAAACGGGCCAGUAAAGAACAGGAGAAAUUUGGUCAUGGCUCAUAUGAAGGCAUUAUUGCCUCUGAAACAGCCAAUAAUGCCUGUAUUGGCGGUUCUAUUAUUCCUCUGCUGACACUGGCAGUACCUGGCAGCCCUCCUGCUGCCGUGCUGCUGGGGGCCAUGUAUCUGCAUGGUAUCCGGCCGGGGCCUGUGCUGAAUUUUGAGUUCCCGGGUUUUAUUUAUGAAAUUACGGCUAUGCUGUUCUGGGCCACUAUUGGGCUGUUUGUUUCUGGUACCUUACUCUCUUCAUUAAUGGUCAGAAUACUCAGAGUCCCGGCCAUUUUUCUGAUGCCGGUGGUGGCCGCCUUAUCUGUCAUGGGAGCGUAUGCGAUCGGUCUGAAUAUCUUUGAUGUGUAUAUCAUGAUGGCCUUCGGCCUGCUGGGUAUUGUUUUUUAUCAAUUAGAUAUUCCCGCUGCUCCACUGAUUUUAGGGAUCAUACUCGGGCCUCUGGUCGAUACCAAUCUGCGGCGUUCUCUGCUGGCAUCAGGUGGUGAUCUCUUUGUAUUUAUUACAAGGCCCAUCUCUGUAUUGUUGGUUGUACUGAUUAUCUGGUCCGUUGUUUCUCAAUCGCGAUACGUAAAACAACGGAUGGCCGGAUUAUAUUCCAGGAUUUCCUCAGCGGGGAAGAACUCCAGCUGA
Molecule: messenger RNA, 810 nt
Organism: Saccostrea echinata
Lineage: Eukaryota; Metazoa; Mollusca; Bivalvia; Ostreida; Ostreidae
Exons: 1
Coding region: 1-810 (269 amino acids)
Source: RefSeq, a predicted model, not a curated record